Molecule: messenger RNA, 1029 nt
Organism: Alternaria rosae
Lineage: Eukaryota; Fungi; Ascomycota; Dothideomycetes; Pleosporales; Pleosporaceae
Exons: 1
Coding region: 107-808 (233 amino acids)
Source: RefSeq, a predicted model, not a curated record
AGGGUGUUCAGAAGGAGAGCUAGUGGAUUUUCCCUAAGGUGAGGGAAAAACUGUACGAACUGCAUGUGAGACAUACAUUGACUUUGUGUUCUUGCAUUUGCGGAUCAUGGAAGCAUUCGAGGAGUCCCAUGUCCGGUUACAUUCUUUCGAGAGUCCACUGCUCGGUAAUAGGGCGUCGCACUGCGCGAUCACAUUUGGUACUGCCCUUCCCGCAACUCUCGAGAAUCCAUAUUUCGGGCGCGAUCUCUUCAGGUGGUUUCCCAGAUAUUUAAAGCGUGUCGCUAUCACCAUUACCCAGCACAUCAGCAGGCCCUUGUUAAUAUCCGACGGUCUUGAAGAGCUAGAAAACCUUGAGUACCUGGGAAUUACGCUAUCAAUGAGUCCACCGCAUUUUAGCCGAUGGAGAGGUCCUUUCGAUGCACCGUUCCGGCUAAGCUACUCCUGGCCUGAAUAUGCGCCAUACCAACUAGAGAAGCUGAAAGAGUUCCGCUUGAUGGCAGACCAGCAGCAUUCGUUCGAUGAGCACGACAUUAUUCGUUCUAUGAGAAUCUUUCCGAAUGUUAAGAAGCUUGCAUUCGCACACAUUCUACUAGAUGAAGCUGGAAAUUGGAGCAUUCUGCUACAGCAGCUAACGGCCCUCAAUCUCGAAGAGCUAUGUUUGCUUGACCCUCGAAACCUAGUCUGCGAUUAUCCCCAACGUCGAAUCCGCCAUCUUCAUGGUGUUCAUGCACCCCUAUCUCAAAUUGCCGUUGCCUACACUCCCGGGAACUCAGAAUACCGACUACCGCAUGGUCAAGUACGUCGAUGACGGUCAUCUGUUGCUGGCAGCGCAAAAGAUUCGCCUGAUCGAUACAUACUCAUUAUGGACUGCCAAGGCUCACCCUGGGCUGAGCAGAACUUUCGAUUAUCCUGGCUUUGCCAUCUUCGAAAAAGGCGGAGAUGAUGGUUGAUCUGGCGUCAUCACUUGCAGUGUAUACGAAAGGAUCCGGUUUUGCGGAGAUGCAUCCAUACCACGAAGAAGUACGUUUC